GAUGACGAAAUCAAGGGACAUAAUCUAAUCGAAGCGAGGGUCUGCGUAUAUUUCUGCAAAGCUAUAUUCAAAUUUGUAAGGAUGACGGAGAAUGACGUUGAGAACGAGCUGUUGGACUAUGAGGAGGACGAGGUGGAUGGAGGAGGCGGAGUUGGGGACGGGCUGGGCAGCGGCACCGGGGACCCCAUGGCCUUGCGGAAGGAAGGGGUGAAGGGCUCCUACGUGUCCAUCCACUCCUCAGGCUUCAGGGACUUCCUGCUGAAACCCGAGCUGCUCAGAGCCAUCGUGGACUGCGGGUUCGAGCACCCCUCCGAGGUUCAGCACGAGUGCAUCCCGCAGGCCAUACUGGGUAUGGAUGUGCUGUGCCAGGCCAAGUCGGGCAUGGGGAAGACGGCCGUGUUUGUCCUGGCCACUCUGCAGCAGCUGGAGCCCGUCACCGGCCAGGUGUCAGUGCUGGUGAUGUGUCACACCAGAGAGCUGGCCUUCCAGAUCAGCAAGGAGUACGAGAGAUUCUCCAAGUACAUGCCUGCAGUCAAGGUGGGUGUGUUCUUCGGGGGCCUGUCCAUCAAGAAGGACGAGGAGGUGCUGAAGAGGGAGAGCCCCCACGUGGUGGUGGGCACGCCGGGCCGCAUCCUGGCCCUGUCCCGCAACAAGAGCCUCAACCUGCGACACAUCAAGCACUUCAUCCUGGACGAGUGCGACAAGAUGCUGGAGCAGCUCGACAUGCGCCGGGAUGUCCAGGAGAUCUUCCGAAUGACCCCCCACGAGAAGCAGGUCAUGAUGUUCAGCGCCACCCUGAGCAAAGAGAUCCGCCCUGUCUGCCGAAAGUUCAUGCAAGAUCCAAUGGAAAUCUUUGUGGACGAUGAGACCAAGCUGACGUUGCACGGCCUGCAGCAGUACUACGUCAAGCUGAAGGACAACGAGAAGAACAGGAAGCUCUUCGAUCUGCUGGACGUGCUGGAGUUCAACCAGGUGGUGAUCUUCGUGAAGUCGGUGCAGCGCUGCGUGGCUCUGGCCCAGCUGCUGGUGGAGCAGAACUUUCCCGCCAUCGCCAUCCACAGAGGCAUGCCCCAGGAGGAGAGACUCGCUCGCUAUCAGCAGUUUAAGGACUUCCAGAGGCGAAUUCUGGUGGCCACCAACCUGUUCGGCCGAGGUAUGGACAUCGAGAGGGUCAACAUCGCCUUCAACUACGACAUGCCAGAGGACUCCGACACAUACUUGCACAGGGUGGCCAGGGCAGGUAGGUUCGGGACGAAGGGUCUUGCCAUCACCUUUGUCUCGGACGAGAGCGAUGCCCGCACCCUGAACGACGUGCAGGACAGGUUUGAGGUGAACAUCAGCGAGCUCCCUGAGGAGAUCGACAUCUCCUCCUACAUUGAACAGACCCGAUAAACAAGAGGAGAAGAGGAAGCAGAGAAUUCUUUUUUUUUUCUUUUUGAGGGGGUGGGCAAUAUCUCAGUAAAGAAAAAGAUCAUUGGACAGUUAGUCUAAACUCACUCAAAAGUGAUUGGUUCUCCGGUUCAAAAUGACGAAAUGAGUAUAUAGAGAGAAAAAAACCCA
Messenger RNA from Megalops cyprinoides (Indo-Pacific tarpon), 1560 nucleotides. RefSeq names its product DEAD (Asp-Glu-Ala-Asp) box polypeptide 39B (gene ddx39b). Gene Ontology annotation, molecular function: ATP binding; RNA binding; RNA helicase activity. NCBI's taxonomy places the organism in Eukaryota, Metazoa, Chordata, Actinopteri, Elopiformes, Megalopidae. The coding region runs from base 82 to 1392 and encodes 436 amino acids. Gene Ontology annotation, biological process: mRNA splicing, via spliceosome; mRNA export from nucleus. The record is from RefSeq and is a predicted model, not a curated record. The transcript is spliced from 11 exons.